Molecule: messenger RNA, 1517 nt
Organism: Arachis duranensis
Lineage: Eukaryota; Viridiplantae; Streptophyta; Magnoliopsida; Fabales; Fabaceae
Product: probable amidase At4g34880
Exons: 5
Coding region: 47-1216 (389 amino acids)
Source: RefSeq, a predicted model, not a curated record
UGACUUUUCUUUCGUGAAGGCUGCAACUGCAAAUUCUCCAGAGGAAAUGCUACCAACUACCUCUACCGAGCAGGGCUUCUCAAUUGAGGAGGCAACGGUGCGUGAUCUCCAACUUGCUUUCCAAAGAAACCAGUUAAGUUCUAAGGAACUAGUGGAGUUCUACUUAGAGCGAAUCCAAACACUUAACACAGACCUCAAAGCUGUUCUGGAGGUGAAUUCAGAUGCAGUAGCCCAGGCUGACAUAGCUGACCAAGAGAGAAAGGAUAAGCCACAUGGGUCUUUCUCUGCUUUGCAUGGAAUUCCCAUUUUAUUGAAGGAUAACAUUGCAACUAAGGAUAAGUUGAACACCACCGCAGGGUCUUAUGCAUUGUUGGGGUCUGUGGUGCCUAGAGAUGCUGGUGUAGUCACUAGGUUAAGGAAAGCUGGGGCUAUCAUAUUAGGAAAAGCCACUCUUAGCGAGUGGUCAAAUUUCAGAUCCAAUAAUGCACCCAGUGGUUGGUGUGCCAGAGGUGGACAAGGAAAGAAUCCAUACACCAAGGGUGAUCCCUGUGGGUCUAGUAGCGGAUCAGCAAUAUCAGUAGCGGCGAAUAUGGUGACAGUGUCCCUUGGCACUGAGACUAAUGGCUCCAUUUUAUGCCCUUCAGGUUAUAACUCAGUGGUGGGGAUCAAGCCAACAGUUGGUCUCACUAGUAGAGCUGGGGUUAUCCCAAUCAGCCCCAGACAAGACACAGUUGGACCAAUUUGCAGGACUGUAUCGGAUGCUGCCUGUGUUCUUGAAACCAUUGUAGGCAUUGACACUAACGAUGAGGCAACAAUUGAAGCAUCAAAGUAUGUCCCAGAAGGUGGCUAUUCUCAAUUUCUGAGGGAAGAUGGACUAAGCGGGAAGAGACUAGGAGUAGUGAGAUCAUAUUACAAUUUUGGAAAUGGUACUUUUAUGCACAAAACUUUUCAGCUACACCUAGAAACCUUAAGGCAAAGAGGUGCCCUUUUGGUUGACAAUUUGAAGAUAGAUAACAUCGUCGAAAUCAAUAUGGAUCAAAGUGAAGAUAUUGCUCUGGAGAUUGAAUUCAAACUAGCCUUGAAUGCAUACCUCAAUGACUUAGUUGCUUCCCCGGUGAGAAGCUUGGCCGAUGUGAUAGAAUACAACAAGAAUCACUCAGAACAGGAGAAUCUUGAUGAGUAUGAUCAUUUUCCCAAUAUGGAUUUGAGAAAUUAAUGAUAGCAAAUAAACUUGAUGCUGUGGUGAUACCUUUUUCAAGAUUUAGCAAAAUACUUGCUAUUGGAGGUUAUCCAGGAAUAAUUGUUCCAGCAGGAUAUGAAGAGGGUGUGCCAUUUGGAAUAUGCUUUGGAGGGCUGAAAGGAUCAGAGCCAAAGCUUAUUGAAAUUGCUUAUUCCUUUGAGCAAUCAACUAAGAUUAGGAAGCCUCCUCCAAUUCAUAAGUAAAAGGUUUAAUGUUAAACAAUGAUCUGUAUUGUGUGACCAUUAAUAAAAUCAAUACAAUGAUAUGGUUUGUGACA